AUGUUCAGAUCAAUGCUUGCUAAAUCCGCUUCCCCGGUGAAGCAGGGGCUUCUCCACAGAGGAUUCGCCUCCGAAUCUGUUCCCGAUCGCAAAGUCGUCAUUCUCGGUGCCGCCGGUGGGAUCGGCCAGCCUCUUUCUCUCCUCAUGAAGCUUAACCCUCUCGUCUCCUCUCUCUCCCUCUAUGAUAUCGCCAACACUCCCGGCGUUGCUGCUGACGUCGGCCACAUCAACACCCGAUCUCAGGUUGCUGGAUUCAUGGGUGAUGAUAAUUUGGGGAAAGCUCUUGAAGGAGCUGACCUCGUCAUUAUCCCAGCUGGCGUCCCGAGGAAGCCAGGCAUGACCCGUGAUGAUCUCUUCAACAUUAAUGCUGGCAUUGUCAAGAACCUCAGCAUCGCCAUCGCCAAGUACUGCCCACAAGCACUUGUCAACAUGAUCAGCAACCCAGUGAACUCCACUGUUCCGAUUGCAGCUGAGAUUUUCAAGAAGGCUGGUACGUACGAUGAGAAGAAACUCUUCGGUGUUACCACUCUUGACGUUGUUAGGGCCAGGACUUUCUAUGCUGGAAAAGCCAAUGUCAAUGUUGCAGAGGUUAACGUUCCAGUUGUUGGUGGUCAUGCUGGCAUUACCAUUCUUCCUCUCUUUUCUCAGGCAAGUCCUCAAGCCAACUUGUCAGAUGAUUUAAUCAGAGCCCUCACUAAGCGUACCCAGGACGGAGGAACAGAAGUCGUGGAGGCGAAAGCUGGGAAAGGUUCAGCUACAUUGUCAAUGGCCUAUGCGGGAGCACUGUUUGCUGAUGCGUGCUUGAAGGGACUCAACGGUGUUCCAGAUGUGGUGGAAUGCUCAUUCGUCCAGUCCACCAUCACCGACCUUCCUUUCUUCGCCUCCAAGGUGAGAUUGGGGAAGAACGGAGUGGAGGAAGUGCUUGAUCUAGGGCCACUCUCAGACUUUGAAAAGGAAGGCUUAGAAGCCCUCAAGGCUGAGCUCAAAUCCUCCAUCGACAAGGGUAUCAAAUUUGCCAACCAAUGA
Microthlaspi erraticum is the source of this 1026-nucleotide messenger RNA. The record is from the annotation of a GenBank genome assembly. Lineage: Eukaryota; Viridiplantae; Streptophyta; Magnoliopsida; Brassicales; Brassicaceae.